Ochotona princeps (American pika) is the source of this 649-nucleotide messenger RNA. It is a transcript of the gene SOD1, whose product is annotated as superoxide dismutase 1. Bases 87 to 548 code for a protein of 153 amino acids. The record is from RefSeq and is a predicted model, not a curated record. Gene Ontology annotation, cellular component: cytosol; mitochondrion; peroxisome. Gene Ontology annotation, molecular function: copper ion binding; superoxide dismutase activity. NCBI's taxonomy places the organism in Eukaryota, Metazoa, Chordata, Mammalia, Lagomorpha, Ochotonidae. Gene Ontology annotation, biological process: removal of superoxide radicals. The transcript is spliced from 5 exons.
CGCGGCUCAGUCGGUUUUCUCCGGCGUGUCGAGGAACCGUUCCCGCCCAUUGCGCAGCCCGGACCGGAGCGCGCCGCUCGCGAGUCAUGGCGACCAAGGCCGUGUGCGUGCUGAAGGGCGACGGCCCGGUGGAGGGCACGAUCCACUUCGAGCAGAAGGGCUCAGGGCCUGUGAUGGUGAAGGGACGCAUCACAGGACUGACCGAAGGCCGCCACGGGUUCCAUGUCCACCAGUUUGGAGAUAACACACAAGGCUGUACCAGUGCAGGCCCUCACUUCAACCCUCUGGCCAAAAAACACGGGGGGCCAAAGGAUGAAGAGAGGCAUGUGGGCGACCUGGGCAACGUGACUGCAGGCAGCAAUGGCGUGGCCGACGUGCUCAUCGAGGAUUCUGUGAUCUCACUGUCGGGGGAGAUGUCUGUCAUCGGCCGCACACUGGUGGUGCACGAGAAAGAAGACGACUUGGGCAAAGGUGGAAAUGAUGAAAGUACGAAGACUGGAAACGCCGGGAGCCGCCUGGCCUGUGGCGUGAUCGGGAUCGCCGCAUGAGCAUUCCUGCCGCGCGCUCUGCGCCCCAGCAGCUCGCUCAUCUGUUAGCCUGCUAGUUGUAGAAAUGCAGCUUGAUGAACAUUAAACACUGUAAUCUUCAA